CACUUUCCCACAAUCACAAGACAACAACAAAGCAGAGUCCAAACUCUCACUCCAAAUUCUCUCAAUUUCUCCUCUGAUCCUUUGAUCGUAGCGAAAUUGAUUCACAAAAACAACACAGAGAAGAAGAAGACAACAAUGGCGUCUAUGGCUGCGAUUGGAGUUCUAAAGGUACCUCCUGCUUCGAGUUUCGAUUCCACCGGCAAAGCCACGGAGGUUGUUCCGACGAGAACUCUUUCUUUCUCCUCCUCUGUAACUUCAUCCGACGAGAAGAAGGUUUCACUCAAAUCCACCGUCUUCCGUCGUUUUAAAUCUGUUGUUCGCGGCCGAGAUAUGAUCGUCUCUCCUAAAGCCGUCUCCGAUUCUCAAAACUCACAAACUUGUCUCGAUCCUGAUGCAAGCAGUAGUGUGUUGGGGAUAAUCUUAGGAGGUGGAGCUGGAACUCGUCUUUAUCCUCUUACGAAGAAGAGAGCCAAACCAGCUGUUCCUCUUGGUGCUAACUAUAGGCUUAUUGAUAUUCCUGUGAGCAACUGUUUGAAUAGCAACAUAUCCAAAAUCUAUGUUCUUACUCAGUUCAAUUCCGCGUCUUUAAAUCGUCAUCUUUCACGAGCGUAUGCGAGUAACAUGGGAGGUUAUAAGAAUGAAGGUUUUGUUGAAGUUCUUGCUGCUCAACAAAGUCCGGAAAAUCCCAACUGGUUCCAGGGAACAGCUGAUGCAGUGAGGCAAUACUUGUGGUUGUUUGAGGAGCAUAAUGUUUUGGAGUAUCUGAUUCUUGCUGGGGAUCAUUUGUAUAGAAUGGACUAUGAGAAGUUUAUUCAAGCACAUAGGGAGACUGAUGCUGAUAUUACAGUAGCUGCAUUACCAAUGGACGAGCAACGCGCUACUGCUUUUGGGCUGAUGAAGAUCGAUGAAGAAGGACGUAUAGUUGAAUUUGCUGAAAAACCAAAGGGGGAGCACUUAAAGGCCAUGAAGGUUGAUACAACAAUUCUAGGUCUUGAUGAUAAGAGAGCCAAGGAGAUGCCUUACAUUGCUAGUAUGGGUAUUUAUGUUGUAAGCAGAGAUGUAAUGCUAGAAUUACUACGGGACAAGUUUCCUGGAGCUAAUGACUUUGGAAGCGAAGUCAUUCCCGGUGCCACUUCCCUUGGACUGAGGAUUCAACAGCUACUUGUAGCUGAUUAUGCUAUGCAGAAGCAAAACCUGCUAACUUUGAUGAUGGCACUGCAGGUGCAAGCUUACCUAUAUGAUGGCUACUGGGAAGACAUUGGUACUAUAGAGGCAUUCUAUAAUGCAAAUCUUGGAAUCACCAAGAAACCAGUUCCUGAUUUUAGUUUCUAUGAUCGUUCUGCUCCUAUCUACACACAGCCACGUUAUUUACCACCGUCUAAGAUGCUUGAUGCUGAUGUCACUGACAGUGUCAUUGGAGAGGGAUGUGUUAUCAAGAACUGCAAAAUUCAUCACUCUGUGGUUGGACUCCGUUCCUGCAUAUCAGAAGGUGCCAUUAUUGAAGAUUCGCUAUUAAUGGGAGCUGACUAUUACGAGACUGCUUCGGAAAAGAGCCUCCUAAGCGCGAAAGGAAGUGUACCCAUAGGUAUUGGGAAAAACUCGCACAUCAAAAGGGCCAUCAUCGACAAAAACGCACGUAUUGGUGACAAUGUCAAGAUCAUAAACAGUGACAAUGUGCAAGAGGCAGCGAGAGAGACUGAUGGAUAUUUCAUAAAGAGCGGAAUUGUUACCGUUAUCAAAGACGCCUUAAUCCCAACCGGCACUCUCAUCUAAAGUACACAAGUAAUGCUCCUCUGUUUAUUUCUCUUUCUUCCUAAUAAACACAAGCAGAAACACACUUUGAUGAUGUAUACUCCCUAUCAAUAAGCUUUUUUUAUGGCUUUUAAGCCCCAAUAAAUCUACUACUGGUUGUAUUGCUGCUUAGAACUAUCUGGAUCGUAGUUUCAAGCUAAUAACUAGUUCGAACCAUAUAACUUAUGUCGAAUGAUGGACUGAAAGAAAA
Molecule: messenger RNA, 2002 nt
Organism: Arabidopsis lyrata subsp. lyrata
Lineage: Eukaryota; Viridiplantae; Streptophyta; Magnoliopsida; Brassicales; Brassicaceae
Product: glucose-1-phosphate adenylyltransferase small subunit, chloroplastic
Exons: 9
Coding region: 136-1773 (545 amino acids)
Biological process (GO): glycogen biosynthetic process
Molecular function (GO): glucose-1-phosphate adenylyltransferase activity
Source: RefSeq, a predicted model, not a curated record